CUCGGACGGAGCGCCACGCGAGUCGAUUCACGGGUGCCGGUCUUCCGAUCGAUUCGAACCCAUCGAUAGGGGAGUCCUCGGCGAGACUCGACCGAAGAGGGAACCCCAUGAAGGUGAACUCCGAGUGACCGCUUACAGUCUCCACACCUCUGCGAGGAAACACAUGGUCCGGUGAUUCCGAAGAUGACCAUGACUGCGUUUCACCUUGGCUCCGUCCUUUCCUUCCUCCUGAUAUUUCUCGCCGCUUUUCACCGAGGGGAAGCGAUCAUCUGUUAUCAGUGCAACAGCGCGUACGACCCCAGGUGCGGCGACCCCUUCGACCCGUACAGUCUGGGGACCGUCAACUGCAGCAUCCAGACCCGACCGGAGCACCUCAGCCACAUGGAACCCGUCCUCUGUCGGAAGAUGAGCCAAAAAGUGUACGGGAAGGUGAGAGUCGUCAGGGGAUGCGGAUUCAUAACCGACGAGAGGGACAACGGGGAAUGUCUGCUGAGGACCGGUACCCACGACGUGAAAGCUCGUUACUGCGCUUGCACGGGUGACCUUUGCAACGUCGGGAGCCACACGUCACCGAUAAUCGGUGCGAUAGCAACAUCGAUCCUAUUCCUGGCGUGGAACGCGAUUUAGAGUGCCGAGGCCCGUCCAGAUCUAGGAAUUCACGGGAUCCGGGAGACCCGUACCGAGUUCCUACGAGAAGAGCGCGAUAUCCUGUAGGAGAAGCUGCGACUCGUCGAGCCCAGGUCGCUCGCCUAGAAUAGGGAGAACUAGAGAUAUCCGAAGUCGGCCUCGUUUUCGGAGGAUCAGCGAGAUCGUCCGCGACACCGAGGGAUCCGGAAUCCCGGGGGAAACGCUCGCGAGUACAUCCGGAGAUCCCGAAGAAGACUCGGUGUACGCUUCGCGAGCAGCCGGGCUAUCGAGAAGGUCGAGAUUAAAAAGCCGUCUUCGUCCUCGUGGGAAGUCGCCCGUCGUCGAGGAAGCACGAUCCUCGGGGUAGAUGGCACCCGGAAAGAGGAAGAAGUCUAUGGAAUUGAUCCGGAUCUCGAGUGCCCGAGAUUAGGGUAUACCGGUGAGGGGGGACACCAUUCGAAGACGAAAGGGAGCGGGUCAAAUCGCGGGGGGAAUUAUAUCGAGUAGUCAUACAAACUGCCAGACACUAGUACUUAGAACUUUUGCAAUACCUAGGAAAUAUAGGGUAGAUAUAACAAGGUAGAGGAGGUGUCGAGCCCGAUCUAACUAGCGAGUUACGUCCCUCGUCGAUGCGAUCGUCGCAGCAGGCGUAGAUUUUUGCGCGGAGCGUAGGCGGCCGAGAUUAUUAAAAAUUACGCGAUGUCGCUUCAAAUCGGUCUACUGCACGAUGCUCUCUUACAGCGUACAAUGAUUAGCUGGCCGAUGCUACGUAGAUUCGUCUCCUCGAGCCUCGUGGCUCGUUCCAGGGUUUAGUCAGUUUUCGCGAACGCGGUCGAUCGAAUCUGCAAUGAGCUGUCCUCCUCUCGGCACCUCCGGCAACUCGGAACUGCGGAACUGGGUUUAUGGGUUUUUGGACCGACUAGGUUUCUACCAUACGAUGCAGUUCCUCCAACGAAUCGUAGGGCAUUUUCCGAAAACGGUUACGGUAGCUGGACUUUACGGAAGAAAUGGAAAUCAUUUGAGAAGUCGUUUCCCUCGUAACCGUGGGGUAACUGGGAAGGAACGGAUCUAUCGGUCGACCGGUUCGAGAGCUGGUUGGUCGAAAAAUUUGCCUUGGAUUCUGCUAGGAGAAAUAAUCGCAUUAGGUAGAGUAACGAUCAAGGAGGUACGGAGUAUUGAAUUUAAACGCGAACGGUAGAUCGCUUACCGGAAGUCAUCUCAGGGUCGAUAGGAGCUAUGACGUGCAUAAUGACAUUUUUCCUUAACGAACGUGUGAUAUUCGCCUAUCGUUGAAGCAAGGGUGUCUCUCGAUUCUCUAGGGAAGGAGUCCUUCGCAUGCGGAACACUCCGGAGCACAUUUGCAAUUAGUGAUGCAGCUACUCGACAGAAAGUUGUCUAUGGAACUUGGUGGAAAAUAAGCAAAUCCCUUAAAAAAAAAAAAUAGAAAUGAAAAUGCUCCGAAUCGUGCUUGCUCUUUGCCUUGCUUGUUUUUAACUGUGUUUUAUAGACUGCUUUCGACGAGAUCCGUGUAUCGCUACUUGCGACGGUAGCCGAGAAAUUUCUCUGAGAUUAUCGCGAAUCGUGGAUGAGACCGUCUUCGUCCACUUUAGCUUCAGAUAUGCCGCUCCGAUCAGAGAUUCGACGCACGGAGCUUAAAGUUUAUUGUUAACCGUUGGCUCGCAUUCUUUUGAUACAUAUUUAGUUGAUACGCUGGGUACAGCACUUGCACUCGAGGUCGGUAAAAUUCAUAGUUUCGAUUCAAAUGCAUUUGCCAUCGAGAUCAAUCGCAGUUUACUAUCAUCGGAAAACGAAGUCGUAGGUGGAUCAGAAAUCCUCAAGAGAAAUACAUAUCAGAAUUUCUAUACAAAUCUACCGAUGUUUGUAUUUACACGUGCAUAUCAUACCCCUCCCCGAUCGUAAUUAAUUUAUAUGAAAUUAUGCAAACGGAUCUACAUUAUAAACUCUAUCAGAACGUUAUUUCAUUCUACGUUAACAAAUUGUUUCGUUGGGACGAGUUUUAUUUACUUCGAUCGUAACAACCGUUCAAAUGGAAAAUCAACUUUCCGAAGAGAUUUAUUAAACGGCUCCUGACGAUAUAAAAAAAUUUCUUAAGUCAUCAAUGUAAGGGUAACUAUCAUUGAAAGUCAUACCCGACCGGCCAAAGUGUUAACAAUAAGAUCGUACUUUCUGUUGUAUCAAGAGAAUGUUCAAGUCAAGAUUUAUGAAUUUAUUUAUAAUACUUAUUGUCAAGCGAUAUAUAUAUAUAUAUAUAUUAUACACACAGAUACACCUUGUAUAGAGACUAUUGUAUCAAUAAAGUGUUAAGUGGUUACCAAAAACGCAAUCGAAA
Molecule: messenger RNA, 2977 nt
Organism: Orussus abietinus
Lineage: Eukaryota; Metazoa; Arthropoda; Insecta; Hymenoptera; Orussidae
Exons: 3
Coding region: 184-627 (147 amino acids)
Biological process (GO): sleep; positive regulation of voltage-gated potassium channel activity; regulation of synaptic transmission, cholinergic
Source: RefSeq, a predicted model, not a curated record